This is a messenger RNA of Penicillium griseofulvum, 321 nucleotides long. Its product is annotated as thioredoxin family protein. NCBI's taxonomy places the organism in Eukaryota, Fungi, Ascomycota, Eurotiomycetes, Eurotiales, Aspergillaceae. Bases 1 to 321 code for a protein of 106 amino acids. The transcript is spliced from 2 exons. Gene Ontology annotation, molecular function: protein-disulfide reductase activity. The record is from RefSeq and is a predicted model, not a curated record.
AUGCCUAUCAAUGAAAUCACUAGCAAAGCCGACUUCCUAGAGAAGAUCCUCGGUUCCAAAGAUGCCGUUAUCCUUGACUGUUACGCCGAAUGGUGCCCAUCUUGCAAAACAAUUGCACCUAAAUUUGAAGAUUUGAGCAACACAUAUACCCAGGUCAAAUUCUACAAGGUGGAUAUUGAUAAGGUUGAGGAGGUCGCACUGGAAUUAGGUGUGCGAACUAUGCCUACAUUCAUGCUGUUCAAGGACGGAGAAAAAAUUACCGAAGUUGUUGGGGCUCAUUUGUCUGUCAUUGAGCAGGGGAUCAAAACCCAUCUUCUUUAA